GAUUUUAACGUUAUUUCCGCUGCCAGUUUUGACCGACGUGAGAAUUUUGGUGAGGUUGUUAGAUAUGUGCUAAUGUGGCUUACAUGUUGUUUGCCCGUUUCUAAUGAUCGUGUUCUGUGACAUAUAAAUACGUUAGCCAUUAUUAUUAUAAUCAAGUUAUUGUUAACUCGUGACGUCAGAGACACGCUGUUGGUUAGCCACUUCUCUUGCUAGGAAGCGUUAGCUAACCAUCGUUUUAUCACCAUGGCAAGUGCAGCAAAUGCAAACCUAAACGCAGUCCGGGAGACAAUGGAUGUCUUGCUUGAGAUCUCCAGGUUGUUGAACACUGGUUUGGACAUGGAGUCUCUGUCCAUAUGUGUGAGACUAUGUGAGCAAGGGAUCAAUCCUGAAGCCUUGUCUGCAGUCAUCAAAGAGCUGCGGAGAGCUUCAGAGUCUUUCAAGGCUUCUGAGAACUGCACAAACUGAAGACAGAAGACAGACCUCAAAUGUUUGAAACACUCAUCGGGAUCAUGCUCUGAUCUGUUUUGGCACUUUUUUUUCUGUGACUUCUGCGCUGUCCUGUUCUGUACUUAAUACAUCUUUGGCCUGUGUUCGGGGCUCUCUGUAAAAAUAGCACCAUCUGUCUUAUUUUGAACAUAAGUCACAUGCUUAAAGUGAUGUAUGCUCAGUCCAUCCAAUUUCAUAUUUAGCCAUACUCCUGACAUGCUUUUGGAUGCGGUGCGAUGCUUAGUCAGCAAUGAUAUCUUGCUGUAGUAAUAAUUUUUAAAAGGAGAAAUUUAAUUUUCUAUUCCCUUUUGUCCAACUUCUAUGGUUUUUCUUGUGUAUAUAGUUAGUCAUUUAAUUGAGUUUUUUAAAUAAUAUUUAAUUUUACUUAUGAAACUGGGUUUUUGUUGUUUCACUAAUUUGUCUAAAAUAAACUUGUCAAAGGUG
Nothobranchius furzeri (turquoise killifish) is the source of this 930-nucleotide messenger RNA. It is a transcript of the gene mzt1, whose product is annotated as mitotic spindle organizing protein 1. The record is from RefSeq and is a predicted model, not a curated record. Gene Ontology annotation, biological process: gamma-tubulin complex localization; mitotic spindle assembly; microtubule nucleation by interphase microtubule organizing center. NCBI's taxonomy places the organism in Eukaryota, Metazoa, Chordata, Actinopteri, Cyprinodontiformes, Nothobranchiidae. Gene Ontology annotation, cellular component: spindle; centrosome; gamma-tubulin ring complex.